Messenger RNA from Linum tenue, 1138 nucleotides. The record is from the annotation of a GenBank genome assembly. Lineage: Eukaryota; Viridiplantae; Streptophyta; Magnoliopsida; Malpighiales; Linaceae.
CACACAAAUAAACCAGAACCGCAAAUCUUUGCCAGUGGCCUCUUCCAUCUCUCUCUCUUUUGUAAAUUACUGGGAAUAGAAAGAGAGCAAACGCUAGCUAGCUAACUAUGGCUGCCACAGCAUCUCCAAUGGCUAGCCAGCUCAGAUCCAGCUUCACUUCUUCCGCGAGGAGAGGUCUGACCGUCCCCAAUGGCAUUUCCGGCGCUUCCUUCAGAGUUUCGCCCACCUCCCGGCGAUCUUCUUCCUUCACUGUCAAGGCCAUUCAGGCCGACAAGCCGACGUACCAAGUGGUGCAGCCGAUCAACGGCGACCCGUUCAUCGGCAGCCUGGAGACUCCGGUGACGUCCAGCCCACUGAUCGCCUGGUACCUCUCCAACCUCCCCGCGUACCGGACCGCGGUGAGCCCACUCCUGAGGGGGAUCGAAGUGGGCCUGGCCCAUGGGUUUCUCCUCGUGGGCCCGUUCGUGAAGGCCGGGCCGCUCAGGAACACGGAGUACGCCGGGGCAGCGGGUUCCUUGGCCGCCGCCGGGCUGGUGGUGAUCCUCAGCCUCUGCCUGACCAUGUACGGAGUCGCCUCCUUCAACGAAGGGGAGCCGUCGACCGCCCCGAGCCUGACGCUGACCGGGAGGAAGAAGCAGCCUGACCAGCUGCAGACCGCCGACGGGUGGGCGAAGUUCACCGGAGGGUUCUUCUUCGGUGGGGUUUCAGGGGUGACCUGGGCUUAUUUCCUUCUCUAUGUUCUUAACCUUCCUUACUACGUCAAGUAGAGUGGUGGGCGGAUGGGGUGAAUUUCAAACAGCCAGAAGAUGAAAUGUGUAAUUCCGAUUUGCCACCAUUUUACAUUGCUCUGUAAUUGUGUAUCUAUGAAUGCUGAAACAGACUUGUGAACAUAGCUUCCUAGACAUUUCUGCUGUCUGAACAUUUCUAUCCUUCCUUGGGGGCGAACUGGAAUCAUUCUGAUGUUUUGUUUCUGAAGAGCUGGAAUCAGUCUGAUGGUUGACUGGAAUCAGUCUAAUGGGUUGGAUUUUCUUUGUGUGCUGGGUAUUUUUUUGGGGUUCUGUUAUCUGCAGAAUAUGCAUCUUCGUUGGAGUACUUAAUAGAUGAAAUCGCGCAGUAAGAUCUGACUUGCUGUACAGGG